This is a messenger RNA of Ilex paraguariensis (yerba mate), 1206 nucleotides long. NCBI's taxonomy places the organism in Eukaryota, Viridiplantae, Streptophyta, Magnoliopsida, Aquifoliales, Aquifoliaceae. The record is from the annotation of a GenBank genome assembly.
AUGGUUUGUUUAUUCAGAUACACUUACAGGCUUGGUCAUGGGCUGUUCAAUGGUUCCUAUAUCUGGAGCAAGAUCUACUCUUUCAAAUCAUCACCCUACCCAGGCCAGGACUCAGUACAGCGUGUUAUAAUAUUUGGCGACAUGGGAAAGGCACUAGUGAAAGAAGGGGAAGAACCCAAAAUUUAUUCACAUCAUCGUUUUGCUAAUUCACUCUUUAUGACACUGAACACAGAUUAUGAGAUGAGUAUGUACAGUGAGGCGGAACGUGAUGGUUCAAAUGACUACAGUAAUUACCAGCCUGGUUCACUUAAUACCACAGAUCAGCUAAUCAAGGACUUAGAUAACAUCGACAUAGUUUUCCACAUAGGAGAUAUGACCUAUGCAAAUGGCUACAUUUCCCAGUGGGACCAGUUUACCUCACAGGUGGAGCCCAUUGCAUCAACCGUUCCAUAUAUGGUCGCAAGUGGUAAUCAUGAACGUGACACACCCGGGACAGGAUCAUUCUAUGACACUAAUGAUUCAGGAGGUGAGUGUGGGGUGUUAGCUGAGACCAUGUUUUAUGUACCUGCGGAGAACAGAGCUAAGUUCUGGUAUUCGACGGAUUAUGGCAUGUUCCAUUUUUGCAUAGCUGACACCGAGCAUGAUUGGAGAGAGGGUUCUGAACAGUACAGAUUCAUUGAGAAUUGUCUUGCAUCAGCAGACAGGCAGAAGCAGCCUUGGUUGAUCUUUGCUGCUCAUCGUGUGCUUGGUUAUUCCUCAAAUGAUUUUUUAGCCUCACAAGGCUCAUUUGAGGAGCCCAUGGGGAGAGAAAGCUUGCAGAAGCUUUGGCAGAAAUACAAGGUGGAUAUAGCAAUUUAUGGUCAUGUCCACAACUAUGAGCGAACAUGCCCCAUUUACCAGAAUCAAUGCAUGAAUGAAGAAACAUCUCAUUAUUCAGGCACUGUGAAUGGAACAAUCCACGUUGUUGUCGGUGGAGGAGGGAGCCACUUAUCAGACUUCAGCCCGCUCCAGACCUUCUGGAGCCUUUAUAGAGAUCGCGACUAUGGAUUUGUUAAACUCACUGCAUUUAGUCACUCAUCACUCCUCUUCGAGUACAAAAAGAGCAGUGACGGAAAAGUUUAUGAUACUUUUACCAUCUCAAGGGACUACAGGGAUGUCUUGGCUUGUGUACAGGAUGGUUGUGAACCAACCACUUUGGCUACUUGA